AUGUCUCAGACUCAGCGUCCUGUUCUACUUAACCGUGAACCCUCCGUUGAGGUCGACGAGCAGUACAUCGAAAGCAACGCGAUGAUGGGGUUUGAUGAACAUGGCGACGAUGGUACUCCAGAACAAUUUCGUCAAUCCAACGCUCCGAGCUUUAUGCACCUCAUAAGAGGUCUUAUUGAUCAAGACAAAUCUGCCCGCCACUCUAACGGAUCUCAACACUCUUCGAACUCACCGCUGAGAAGACCUCGCCCCCAACAAGUCCCCGGUCGAAGGCGUCGACUACCUGACUAUGCUCUUCCCUCACGCCCCCAGGCGGACCAUCUGAUGUUCGUCUACCGCCAGCUGGCCGCAACUCUUUAUCCUUUUGUCGAUUUAGAACAGGUUCAAACACUGUAUCGGCGACUAUGGACAGGAGAAGAUCUUGGGGAUGAUGGCCUCACUUUUCUCUGCAUGAUCAAUGUUAUAUUCGGCAUAGCAUGUAAUCUUGAUUCUUCGACAGCGCCAAACGAAAGGGUGUCGACCGCGAAAGUAUUCUACAAUCGUGCCCAAGAUCUUCUGCAAUUCGAUAUUGUCGAACAACGUUCAAUCCUCUCUGUGCAGUGCUUUCUAUUGUUAGGACAGUAUUUACAAAGCACAAACAACCCUCAACAGUGUUGGAUUUAUGUAGGAUUCGCCAUUCGGGUUGCUCAGAGCUUAAGGCUCGAUAUCCCUUCGACAAGUUCAAAAGAGCCCCCUCUUCAAAGAGAAGUACUGCGCAGGCUCUGGUAUGGCUGUGUUCUCUUGGACCAGACUUUGUCCAUGACAUUUGGAAGGUCUGCAAUGAUCACACCCCAGGCUUCGAUCACAAUUCCUCUCCCAUUGCCACACCCUGACGGAAUACAAUGUCAAUGCCAUAUGACUCAUCUUCCCAGUUCUUCCACGGCAGACUUUCAUUUCUUUAUCGAAACUCUGAGGUUAUAUCGCCUCAUGAACGAGACACUUAUCACCCUCUACACUUCGGAUAUUACUGAGGGUGACGGUGAAAACCUGAAUGUUGUCUAUUUCGGUUCGCUUGGGGCCCAGGCAGUUGGCAGCCUCCUAGAACUCGACCACAAAUUGUCUUGCUGGUGCCAAAGUUUACCGAUUUAUUUACGCCUCCGGCCAAAUGAUACUCAAGCGGAUCCUAGUGAGCGUCAUCGUAUUGUUCUUCACAUCAGGUACACCCAUGUCAAGAUCCUCCUUUUCAGACCAAUCUUGGCGAGAUAUUGCUCCGCGAAAGCGCUUCGGACGGCAGAUCCCACGUCCAUAACAGACUCUUUACCUGACAAGAUUGCGCUUCAAUUUUCCGUGGCUUGUAUUAGGGCGGCACUCAAUGCGAUCAAUUGCUUUGAUCAAACACUAUCGGGGAAAGACAUAGGCAACGUUGACGAUCUUCUUCCAGCCUGGUGGUACAGUAUCUACUAUGUCUACACAGCCGCAACAGUGUUGGUUGCAGCUAGACUGAGCCCUUCCAUUCUAGCAGAAAUCACUGAACAAGCUGUCUCGGACGCGUGGGAUAAAGCGAUUAAUAUUUUGAGCCGGUAUCAGGCAUUUACCAAUCUGGCGAGACGCUGUGCAACAGCACUAAGCUUGCUCUCGAACCAGGUUUUGCAGCAGGAAAAAAAGUCGGAUUCCAGGCAAACUCUGGGCAUAGAUGGUCUUCUGCCGUAUACAUUGGCAGGUCAAAGGCCACAACCCGUUUUCCAGACGGGCACCGAAUCUCAAGUGGCAAUCCAUACUGAUGCUUGGGCACCCAUUGGGAUGGAAUUUAUGACGAGAUCUGGUUCCCUAGAGUCUGAUCUUGACGUCGAGAAUCUAGUUCGUCAUAUGAACACGUCCGGCAUCCAGUUUGAUAUCUUUGGAGAUAUGUCAUGGUUGACGGAUAUGCCUUCGCAGCUUUAUUAG
Exophiala bonariae is the source of this 1923-nucleotide messenger RNA. RefSeq lists its product as uncharacterized. Gene Ontology annotation, molecular function: DNA-binding transcription factor activity, RNA polymerase II-specific; RNA polymerase II cis-regulatory region sequence-specific DNA binding; zinc ion binding. Gene Ontology annotation, biological process: DNA-templated transcription; positive regulation of transcription from RNA polymerase II promoter by galactose. Gene Ontology annotation, cellular component: nucleus. Bases 1 to 1923 code for a protein of 640 amino acids. Lineage: Eukaryota; Fungi; Ascomycota; Eurotiomycetes; Chaetothyriales; Herpotrichiellaceae. The transcript has a single exon. The record is from RefSeq and is a predicted model, not a curated record.